AUGGCACCAAAAUCAUCCCCAAAACCUUCCAAAUCAUCGAAACCCACCAGUAUAAAUGAUGAACAAUUACAAUCAUUUACUCAAGAUAAUUUUGAGAAAGAGCUCAAAGCCUUAGCAUCGAAAGCCCAAGAAGAGACCACGACCAGAUUUCUCUUAUCUCAACUUUGGGUCUUGGCUCAAUCAGCUUCCCUCCUUUCACUCGCCGCCAUAUAUUCAAAUGUCUCUCAACUUACUCUCUCUCCAGUCUAUGGAUCAUAUCCGGCUGGAAUAUGGCAUUCGAAAGGAGUCAUGACGGCUUGCUUCUUAGGGUGGUCGUCAAAUCUAUUCAUUAGGCGUUAUCUUCCAAUUAGGAGACCAGUCCAACUUCUUCCAAUUAUCGCCGCUUACAUUCCAGUGACCCAGUAUUUCCUCUUCAAGUUGAGUGGUUAUAUGGGAGCUAAUCUUGGACCUCCUAUUACGGAAGGACUCACAUUUUUACCUCUGCUCAUCCUUUCCGUCUCGUGUACGGCGACUACACUGGACGAUUUAGAACUCACAUCUGGUCGAUGGCCUUGGAUUUCCGAUGCAGCGCCAGGUAUUCUCUCAUACAUCUUUUUCAAAACUGUGAAAUACAUAUCCGCAAAUCAGAUCUCUCAAUACAUUGGUCAAUCCAUCAUUUUCACACGCCUUGGAAUGCAAAUUGUACUCCAGGCUUUAUAUUCAGCUUUUGCUCCUUCGAAGCUUCUACUUUGGAUACUACCAGCACUAUUCCAUACUGCAUUGUUUAAUGUACAUGUUCCAACGCCAUAUGCGAUUAAUCAACUUAAUAGCACGAUGAAUGCAAAUGGUUGGUCGAUCCUUGAACGAAAAGAAUCUCUGACUGGGUAUGUGUCCGUUAUUGAAAGUUUGACAAUGGGCAAUGGAUUCCGUGCUAUGCGUUGUGAUCAUAGUCUUUUGGGAGGAGAAUGGUUGGUCAAUGGGAAAAAGGCCAAAGGACUUGCUGAGCCUAUUUAUGGAAUUUUUGUGAUGUUAGAGGCAAUACGUUUGAUUGAAGUCGAAAAGCCAAUCAAAGACGAGGAUGCUAGUGCAUUGGUCAUUGGUCUCGGUAUCGGUACUACUCCAGCCGCUUUGAUCUCCCAUGGAAUUCACACUACUUUGGUGGAGAUUGAUCCCGUUGUGGUUGAUUUCGCUCGGAAAUACUUUUCUCUUCCUGAGCCUCAAGAAACUAUUAUUGAGGACGCCGUAUCUGUCGCAUCAAAUUUUGCAGCUCAAGGAAAGAAGUUCAACUACAUUGUGCAUGAUGUAUUCACAGGCGGAGCUGAACCUGUUGAACUAUUUACAUAUGAGUUUUUGAAGGAUCUUCAUGAUAUCUUGGAACCGGGUGGUGUUAUCGCCAUUAACUACGCUGGAGACUUCCUGCUUCCCCCUUUCCUAAUCAUUCACCGUACGAUUCGCUCACUAUUUCCCACCUGUCGUAUUUACCGUGAGGCCGAAGCACCAACAGAUCAACACAUUGCGGAAACGGGACAAGAUUUCACUAACAUGGUGAUCUUUUGCAAAAAGCCCCUUUCCGAAACGCCUUCUUUGGGUCCUGAAACUUCUGCGCCAUCAAUCACAUUCCGCAAACCAAUUGAAAAGGACUUUUUGAGAAGUAAUGCGAGAAGAGCAUUUUUAUUACCAAAGUGGGAGAUAGAAGACGAAGAGUUAAAGUUGGGAGAAGAGAAAGGAGAAGAAGCUUUUGCGGGGGUAUUGAGGAGGAACGAGACGGGGAGGUUGCAGGAGUGGCAGGAUAAAAGUGCGAAAGGGCAUUGGGGAGUCAUGAGGGGAGUAUUGCCGGGAGGUGUUUGGAUCGAUUGGUAG
This is a messenger RNA of Botrytis deweyae, 1839 nucleotides long. RefSeq lists its product as uncharacterized. The record is from RefSeq and is a predicted model, not a curated record. The transcript is spliced from 3 exons. NCBI's taxonomy places the organism in Eukaryota, Fungi, Ascomycota, Leotiomycetes, Helotiales, Sclerotiniaceae. The coding region runs from base 1 to 1839 and encodes 612 amino acids.